Molecule: messenger RNA, 1336 nt
Organism: Sorghum bicolor (sorghum)
Lineage: Eukaryota; Viridiplantae; Streptophyta; Magnoliopsida; Poales; Poaceae
Product: phosphopantothenate--cysteine ligase 1
Exons: 9
Coding region: 87-1085 (332 amino acids)
Biological process (GO): coenzyme A biosynthetic process
Cellular component (GO): nucleus; cytoplasm
Molecular function (GO): phosphopantothenate--cysteine ligase activity
Source: RefSeq, a predicted model, not a curated record
CCUGCCCCUCUCGUCGUUCUUCCAUCAGCGAACCACCCGCGGUCCAAACCCCGCGAGUGAACCCCCAGCGCAAUCCACAAUCCACAAUGGUCGCGGCGGGAGAUCCGGAAUCCUUCUUCGCCACCUCGCCCCCGCUGCGCGACGCCAGCGCUAUCGCCGCCAACCUGCAGGAGUUCGUUGCCCGCAAUUCGCACGCCUCAUCAGAGGGCGGCGGGCGGCGGCGGAUCGUUUGCGUCACGUCGGGCGGGACGACGGUGCCGCUGGAGCAGCGAUGCGUGCGCUACAUCGACAACUUCAGCUCCGGCCACCGCGGCGCCGCGUCCACCGAGUAUUUCUUAAAGGCUGGCUAUGCGGUCAUUUUCGUCCAUCGGCGAGGGAGUUGCCAACCUUUCUCUAGGUUCCUGCCUGAUGAUUCAUUUCUCCAGUUCUUUGAUGUCACAACAGAUUUGAAGGUUCAAGUGGUCGAGUCCCAAGCAACAGUGGUAAAGAAAGCAAUUGGGGAUUAUCGCAAGGCUAUUGAAGGAGGCUCGCUGCUGAAACUCCCAUUCACUACGAUAUUUGAAUAUCUUCAGUUACUGAAGAUGGUGGCUACAUCUAUGAGUUCUGUGGGUCUCCACGGGAUGUUCUAUCUCGCUGCAGCUGUGUCUGACUUUUAUGUUCCAUGGGAUAGCAUGGAAAAACAUAAGAUUCAGUCAGCCGGAGGCCCACUGGAUAUGAAGCUCAGUCAAGUUCCAAAAAUGCUUUCAGUUCUGCGAAACCAAUGGGCCCCGUUGGCCUUCUGUAUAUCCUUCAAGCUGGAGACGGAUUCAGAUAUUCUAGUUCAGAAAGCAGAAAUGGCUCUAAACAAGUACAGGAUGAACGUUGUUGUGGCCAAUCUUCUUGCAACGUACAAAGAGGAGGUCGUCAUUAUCUCAAAUGGCGAAAGCAAUACCAUUCGAAGGUGCAACAAAGAUGAGGAUCUGGAGGAGCAUAUAAUCAAGCUCCUAGAGAAGAGCCACUCAAAAUAUAUUUAUAGUAGCACAGAAGGGCGCAAUAAGAAUGAUUACGGAAAGGUUAUACCGUUAGGCAUCAAGAGUCUGGCAUGAGGGAAACACUGAUUGAUUCUGGAACUCAAAAUAACAAGAGAGCUCUGCCAUCAACUAUGAGAAACCACUAUACAUGUAAUUUUUUUUAACGACUCUAUACAUGUAAUUUGUACCUUUGCUGGUAUGUAUAUGUAAGCAGCACUGUUAUAAUUGUUCUCUCUCUCUCAAACACACCACCAGAAAAGAUGGUCCAAAGUUAAAUGUAUCAUUUGCUAUUCACUUAUUGAUUAAAGGCUUUGUAAUCAGAAAUA